Sturnus vulgaris (Common starling) is the source of this 1109-nucleotide messenger RNA. RefSeq names its product vesicle amine transport 1 (gene VAT1). The record is from RefSeq and is a predicted model, not a curated record. NCBI's taxonomy places the organism in Eukaryota, Metazoa, Chordata, Aves, Passeriformes, Sturnidae. Gene Ontology annotation, biological process: negative regulation of mitochondrial fusion. Gene Ontology annotation, molecular function: oxidoreductase activity; zinc ion binding. Gene Ontology annotation, cellular component: mitochondrial outer membrane.
CUGCGGCCUCAAUUUCGCCGACGUGAUGGCGCGGCAGGGCCUGUACGACCGGCUGCCGCCGCCGCCCAUCUGCCCCGGCAUGGAGUGCGCCGGCACCGUCCGCGCCCUCGGCGACGGCGUCCGCGACCGACAGGUUGGCGAUAAGGUAAUGAUCCUGGCUAGGUCUGGGCUCUGGCAAGAAGUUGUGAAUGUGCCAGCCAGUCACACUUUCCCAAUGCCUGAGGGGAUGAGCUUCGAGGAAGCUGCUGCUCUUCUUGUUAACUACAUCACUGCCUACAUGGUUCUGUUUGACUUUGGAAACCUGAGACCCAACCAGAGUGUCCUCAUCCACAUGGCUGCAGGUGGUGUGGGAACUGCUGCCAUCCAGCUGUGCAAGACUGUAGAAAACGUCACCAUUUUUGGCACAGCAUCUGCCUCCAAGCACAAUUUUCUCAAGGAGAGUGGAGUUGCUCACCCCAUUGACUACAGAACGAUGGAUUACGCAGAGGAGAUCCGGAAAAUCUCUCCCAAAGGUGUUGACAUUGUCCUGGACCCUCUGGGAGGAUCUGAUACGUCCAAAGCUUUUAACUUGCUGAAGCCGAUGGGCAAACUCAUCACUUACGGUGCAGCAAACCUGGUCACUGGGCAGAAGAGGAACCUCAUGGCUAUGGCUAAAACCUGGUGGAACCAGUUCAGCAUCACAGCCUUGCAGCUCCUAAGCCAGAACAAGGCUGUGUGUGGCUACCACCUUGGCUAUAUGGAUGAAGAAGAUGAGCUUGUUGGAAGCGUUGUAGCCAAGCUGGUUGACCUGUACAGUCAAGGCAAAAUCAAGCCUAAAAUCGAUUCUGUAUGGCCCUUUGAUCAGGUGGCAGAGGCUAUGAGGCAGAUGCAAGAAAAGAAGAAUGUUGGAAAAGUCAUCCUGGUUCCUGAAGCACCCAAGGAAGAAUCUAAAAAAGCAGAGAACUAAGGAGAAGAGAUGUUGCAGAUUAUGAAUUCAUGAUUUAACUCCCUGAUCUCUUUGGGACCUGGAAAUGGACAGAUCAGUAUCUUCCAUCUUUCACCAGUACAAGAACAUCAUGGUUAUCAUUCAGAUGAGGUUUGCAUGCUCUUGUUGUGACUGACCCUUUGCC